GCCGUGCCGCCCUCGCCCAGCCCCUCGGUGGCCGACAACCAUGGACUGUUUUUCUGGGCCUUGCUUCCUGCCAAGACACCAUGGUUCCUCGUAACCGAAUGCUGGUAGCGAUCUUCUUAUGCCAACUGGUGCUGGGCGGCGGAGGCCAUGCCAGCCUGAUCCCGGGCCCGGGCAAGAAGCGGACGGCGGCGGCGGCGGAGGAGGAGACGCCCCCCCCGGGCCGGGGGCCGGGAGGAGGCCGGCGGACCCCCAGCCCACCCCCGGGCCCGGCCCAGGACCUGCUGCGGGGCUUCGAGGCGUCGCUGCUGCACAUGUUCGGCCUGCGCCGCCGACCCCAGCCUAGCAAGGCCGCCGUGGUGCCCGCCUACAUGCGGGACCUCUACCGCCUCCAGUCCGGCGACGACGACGACGACGACCCCCGCCACCCCCGCCCGGACGAGGCCGGAGGACGCCCCCCGGCCCGCCCCGACUACCCCGACCGGCCGGCCAGCCGCGCCAACACUGUAAGGAGCUUCCACCACGAAGAACAUCUGGACAGCCUCCCAGGGACCGGCGAAAACGUGGCUUUUCGUUUUGUCUUUAACCUCAGCACGAUCCCCGAGGACGAGGUGAUCUCCUCGGCCGAGCUGCGGCUGUACCGGGAGCGGGUGGACCAGAGCCCCGAGUGGGAGCAGGGCUUCCACCGGAUAAACGUUUACGAGGUGGUGAGGCCGCCGCCGCCGCCGUCGGCGGGCCCCUGCCCCCUCAUCACCCGCCUGCUGGACACCCGGCUGGUCCACCACAACGUGAGCCGCUGGGAGAGCUUCGACGUGAGCCCCGCGGUGGCCCGCUGGACCCGGGGCCGGCGGCCCAACCACGGGCUGGCCGUGGAGGCCACGCACCUGCCGCGGGCCGGGCCCGCGCGGGCCCGCCACGUCCGGGUCAGCCGCUCCUUACCUCACGGGGACGGGGACUGGGCCCAGCUGAGGCCGCUGCUGGUCACCUUCGGCCACGACGGCCGGGGCCACGCCCUGACCCGCCGGGCGGGCCGGCCCAAGCGCAGCCCCAAGCGGCCCCCGAGCCCCCCGCACCGGGGCCCGCCGCGGCCCCGCAAGAAGGGCAAGAGCUGCCGGCGCCACGCGCUCUACGUGGACUUCAGCGACGUGGGCUGGAACGACUGGAUCGUGGCCCCGCCGGGCUACCAGGCCUUCUACUGCCACGGGGACUGCCCCUUCCCGCUGGCGGACCACCUCAACUCCACCAACCACGCCAUCGUCCAGACCCUCGUCAACUCGGUCAACGCCAGCAUCCCCAGGGCCUGCUGCGUGCCCACCGAGCUCAGCGCCAUCUCCAUGCUCUACCUGGACGAGUACGACAAGGUGGUCCUGAAGAACUACCAGGAAAUGGUGGUGGAGGGCUGCGGCUGUCGCUGACCCGGACCCCCCUCGCCCACCCGCACGCCCGGGCACGCCGACGCGCCCUCGGACCGCUCCCCUACGGCCGGACUUGGAUCGUCCGGGCGUGUUUGGUUUUUUUUAAAAAAAGGAAAAAAACUCCCACCUCGACCUUAUUUAUGACUUUACGUGCAAAUGUCUUGACCAUAUGGAUCAUAUAUUUUGACAAAAUAUAUUUAU
Molecule: messenger RNA, 1613 nt
Organism: Tachyglossus aculeatus (Australian echidna)
Lineage: Eukaryota; Metazoa; Chordata; Mammalia; Monotremata; Tachyglossidae
Gene: BMP4
Product: bone morphogenetic protein 4
Biological process (GO): negative regulation of transcription by RNA polymerase II; SMAD protein signal transduction; BMP signaling pathway
Cellular component (GO): extracellular region
Molecular function (GO): cytokine activity; growth factor activity; BMP receptor binding
Source: RefSeq, a predicted model, not a curated record